Molecule: messenger RNA, 1083 nt
Organism: Dermacentor andersoni
Lineage: Eukaryota; Metazoa; Arthropoda; Arachnida; Ixodida; Ixodidae
Source: the annotation of a RefSeq genome assembly
AUGAUAAUACUAAAAUUAAUUAACCCAAUUAAAAACCUUCCUACACCAUCCAAUAUUUCUUAUAUAUGAAAUUUUGGAUCAUUAUUAGGAUUAUGUCUUAUAAUACAAAUUUUUACAGGAUUAUUUUUAGCUAUAAACUUUUCUAGUGAUAUUACUACUGCAUUCUCUAUAAUUUCACAUAUUCAACGGGAUGUUAAUAAUGGAUGAUUAAUUCGAUCUAUUCAUGCUAAUGGGGCAUCAUUAUUUUUUGUAUUACUCUAUAUUCAUGUAGGACGAGGAAUUUAUUAUUCCUCUUUUUACUUUAUUAAAGUAUGAUUUUCAGGACUUAUUAUUAUUUUCAUUUUAAUAGCAACUGCCUUUUUAGGGUAUAUUUUACCUUGAGGCCAAAUAUCAUUCUGAGGAGCAACUGUAAUUACAAACUUAAUUUCAGCUAUUCCUUAUGUGGGUAAUUUAAUAACUUAUUGAAUUUGAGGGGGNUUUUCAGUCGAUAAUAACACUUUAAUUCGAUUUUUUNCUCUUCAUUUUAUUCUUCCAUUUAUUUUACUCAUAAUAAUAUUAAUUCAUAUUGUAUUAAUUCAUGAAAAAGGAUCAAGAAACCCUUUAGGACUUUCAAUAAAUUUAGAUAAAAUUCCUUUUCAUCCAUAUUUUACAAUUAAAGAUAUUAUAGGAAUUAUAAUUAUUAUAAUAAUAUUCUCUUUUAUUGUUAUUAUUUGCCCGUAUAUGCUCAUGGAUGCAGAAAAUUUUAAUAUUGCUAAUCCAAUAAUUACUCCCCCUCAUAUUCAACCUGAAUGAUAUUUUUUAUUUGCUUAUGCUAUUUUACGUUCAAUUCCCAAUAAAUUAGGGGGAGUAAUUGCUUUAAUAAUAUCAAUUAUUAUUAUUAUUUCAUUAUCUUUUUCAAUGAAUAAAAAAUUAUCUUCUUCUUUUUACAAUAAUUUAAAUAAAAUUUUAUUUUGAAAUUUAGUAAACUGUUUUUNAAUGUUAACAUAUUUAGGUGCAAUACCUAUUGAAUAUCCAUAUGAUAGAAUAAGAAAAAUUUAUACAACUUUAUAUUUUUUAAUAUUUAUUUUAAUACCUUUAUCAUAG